Molecule: messenger RNA, 861 nt
Organism: Microthlaspi erraticum
Lineage: Eukaryota; Viridiplantae; Streptophyta; Magnoliopsida; Brassicales; Brassicaceae
Source: the annotation of a GenBank genome assembly
AUGGCGGAUGGUGUGUAUACAGUGAAAUCAGGCUACUGGACGGCUACACAUAUUAUUCCCCAUGAAGACCAAAUUGAACCUCCCCCGGGAUCAGUUACACUCAAACGUGCUUUAUGGAAGACAAAGAUAGCGCCAAAACUCCAACAUUUCUUUUGGAAGGGCACACUUGAAGAGAACAUACGGAAGUUAAUGUCAUUUACCGAGAUUGAAGAUCUGUCAUAUGAGGUGAGAUAUUCUGCUUUUCGGGUAAUGUGGAUGAUUUGGAAGUCAAGAAAUGAAAUGUUAUUCCAACAAAAGGUCACACAGCCGCAGGAGGAUGCUAGGAGAGGCUUGCAAGCAGCAAUGGAAUGGUUAGAGGCAAACCCUGAGAAGCAUAUUACGGAGAGGCAACGACACGCAACAAUCCAAUGGGAACAACCACCAGCAGGAAUUCUAACGUGCAACUUUGAUAGUAGCUUCUCCCGAGAUAGUGAUUCUAUGGCUGUAGGAUGGAUAGUUAGGAAUCAUACGGGUAUGUUCAUGGAAGCAGGAUGGACAAAGCUUCCACAAGUUGAUUCGCCUUUACAAGCUGAAGCUUGUGGCUUUCUUUAUGUGGUUCAACGAAUAUGGUGCAAAGGAUGGAGGAAUGUGUGGUUUGAAGGGGACAAUUUGGAGCUUACGAAUAUAAUCAACCACCAAAAGAAGAGUAUGGAGCUCGAGACUCACUACAGUGAUGAUCAGAAAAGGCGGGCGAUGGAAGACGGUGGCUACGUCAACACCGGCUUCCUCUUGGCACGUGUUGUCUUCUUCUCCUUCUUUGUCGUCUCUUUUCACCACAACUCUCUUCUCUUCUCACUUACCUUUUCCAUUUAUCUCCUAUGA